This is a messenger RNA of Aspergillus melleus, 3690 nucleotides long. RefSeq names its product inositol polyphosphate kinase VIP1 (gene VIP1). Gene Ontology annotation, biological process: inositol phosphate biosynthetic process; inositol metabolic process. Lineage: Eukaryota; Fungi; Ascomycota; Eurotiomycetes; Eurotiales; Aspergillaceae. The transcript has 2 exons. Gene Ontology annotation, molecular function: 5-diphosphoinositol pentakisphosphate 1-kinase activity; diphosphoinositol pentakisphosphate kinase activity; inositol hexakisphosphate kinase activity. Gene Ontology annotation, cellular component: cytosol. The record is from RefSeq and is a predicted model, not a curated record. The coding region runs from base 1 to 3690 and encodes 1229 amino acids.
AUGGAUUCCGGCCGUGACCGUCCCCAUGGCCAUGACGCAUCUGCCAGCUGCUCUGAAGGCCAUGUCGAAAGCAACGCUGCUACUUAUUCGAACCCCACCCCGGAUCGGUCGGAUAAACCGCCAUUCAGUUUACUUUAUGAUUCCGCAGCACCCAUUUCCCUCAAGGGGAAUCCAUAUGGGCUGCAAACCAAUUCAUCGAAUAUGCCUAGAUCUGACGCACCUGAGAAUCAAGGCCGAGGCACCCAUUCGUCCACUCGUUCUUCCAGCCGGGCUCCCCGCCGAUUAAGUGGAAGUACCGCCACCAGCUCCGUCAGUGAAACAGAGUAUACACCUCCCACCAUUGGGAAAAUAGGCGUCUGUGCCCUAGAUGUUAAAGCGCGAAGCAAGCCAAGCCAGAAUAUCCUUACACGCCUUCAGUCAAAGGGUGGGUUCGAGGUUAUAGUAUUCGGUGACAAGGUCAUACUCGACGAGGCCGUAGAGAAUUGGCCUGUUUGCGACUUUCUUAUUGCAUUCUUUUCCGAUGGCUUUCCGCUGGACAAGGCUAUUGCCUAUGCAAGACUACGGAAACCAUUCUGUGUCAAUGACUUGCCCAUGCAAAAGGUUCUAUGGGAUAGACGUCUUUGCUUGAGGAUUUUAGACCACAUGAAUGUUCCAACGCCCAAAAGAUUAGAAGUUAAUCGAGAUGGUGGGCCAACUCUGGAGUCUUCAGAUCUCGCCCAGCACGUACAUAAGCUGACAGGGGUUAAACUCGAGGGCCCUGGAGAUGGAACUGGAGGAGGUGCUUCGAAAACAAAGAGCGUCGCCUUGUCAGAUGAUGGUGAUUCUCUUAUAGUUGAUGGUAAAACUUUCAGAAAACCAUUUGUUGAAAAACCCGUGAAUGGGGAGGACCAUAAUAUCCAUAUCUACUUUCCUAAUGACCAGCAGUAUGGCGGUGGUGGACGAAGGCUCUUUCGAAAAAUUGGGAACAAAAGCUCUGAAUACGAUCCAGCUCUUGUUGUUCCCCGGUCCGUGAAUGAGGAUGGUACAAGCUACAUCUAUGAACAGUUCCUGAGGGUGGACAAUUCAGAGGAUGUCAAAGCAUACACAGUGGGGCCAGAUUUCUGUCACGCUGAAACACGGAAAUCACCUGUGGUAGAUGGACUUGUUCGUCGAAACACUCAUGGCAAGGAAUUGAGAUAUAUCACGCAGCUGAGCAAGGAAGAAGCCGCAAUCGCUUCCAAAAUCUCAAAUGGGUUUGGUCAAAGAAUAUGUGGCUUUGACAUGCUUCGAGUGGGAGAGAGAAGCUAUGUUAUUGACGUUAACGGCUGGAGCUUUGUCAAAGACAACAAUGACUAUUACGAUAGAUGCGCUAGUAUCUUGAAAGACGCCUUUUUGAACGAGAAGCACAGGCGUGAAGGGAACCAGGAGCAGACUGAAUCAUUCUCACCGGACACUGGCCAUCCCUGGAGAUAUUCUGUCUCCCACAGGCACGCUUUAAGGACUCUGCUCAAAUCUCCCAGCACCUCAAAGAUUCAUGGGAACACAUCAGGCCACCAAACCUCCGAGCCGUCGGAUUCUUCUGGCUUACUGGCCCCUUCUUCCUCUACAGAGGCUCGUGAUCAUGUGUCUUGCCAUAAUGCCUCAUCCACACAUGAGAAACUUCCAGCUUCCAGUGCCCAUAUUUCUCCGCCUAGCGCUUCACCUGUCAUGUCGAUAAACCUAAACGAAGGGGCUCCACCCCCACCUCCAGCUUCCAAACACUCCUGGAAACUGAAAGGUAUGGUGGCAGUCAUUCGCCAUGCAGACCGCACACCUAAACAAAAGUUCAAAUUCACAUUUCACAGCCAACCCUUCAUCGACCUACUGAAAGGACACCAAGAGGAGGUCGUUAUCAAAGGGGAGGCAGCCUUGGCUAGCGUGUCCGAUGCUGUUAGAGUGGCGAUGAAGAAUGGCCUCGAAGAUAUGGAUAAACUAAGACUACUACGUACAUCCCUUCAGAAAAAGGGAGGCUGGCCUGGGACAAAGGUUCAGAUUAAGCCGAUGUUUCGCAAGAAGGAAUUUGACAAGCCGUGCGGACAAGAUUCAUCAACAACCCAAAUGGCUUCCACCGAGAACACCGAGGAUGGCGCCAUGUGCUCUCAUCCAGUUGAUACGGGGACCCAGGAUACGAGCAGGUCUCAAACGCGAAGCGAUUCUAUCUCUGGUGCAACGUUUUCACGAUUCUCUGCGGCUGAGAAUGACCUUGUCCUGGAUAAACUUCAGCUCGUAAUCAAAUGGGGAGGAGAGCCUACACAUGCGGCGCGAUACCAGUCUCAAGAUCUAGGGCUCAACAUGCGUGAUGACCUGAAGUUGAUGAACAAAGAGGCCCUUAACAACGUUCGCAUAUUCACGAGCUCCGAGCGAAGGGUGAGCACUAGUGCUCAAAUCUGGGCUUGUUCCUUUCUUGACCAAAAAGAGCUCCCCGAAGAUUUUAUACAAGUCCGCAAGGAUCUUUUGGACGACUCCAACGCCGCUAAAGACCACAUGGACAAAGUUAAGAAAAAGCUGAAAUUGCUUUUACGGGAGGGUUCUGCACCAUCGCAGUUUACCUGGCCGAAAGACAAUAUUCCUGAACCGUCGGUUGUUUUAGCUACAGUUGUCGAACUUAUGAAGUUCCAUCGCGACGUCAUGAGACAUAAUUUCCAAAGACUCGAAAAGCCGCAACAUCAUGCCAUGGAAUCAGGCGACUUUGACGAUCCUACCUUGACAGAAUUACACUCAGGCAAUCCCGCCCUGGACUCGAUCCAAGGUCGGUGGUGUACUGGUGAAGAUCCAACCUUAUUCAAGGAAAGAUGGGAGAAGCUAUUCGCCGAGUUUUGUGACACAGAAAAGGUCGAUCCAAGUAAACUUUCUGAGCUCUAUGAUAGUAUGAAAUUCGACGCCCUUCAUAACCGGCCUUUCCUGGAAUGGGUCUUCAUGCCACCGGACGGUGACGAAGGUGAUGUCGCUGAGGAUAAUAAGUCUGGCAGCGAAGGAGCAAGUCAGGAAAGGAAUGAAGAACUCCCUGAAAGCUCCACCCUCGCCCGUCGGUUUGGGUUAGGAAAGAGAAUGCACGCAUUUGAAUCAAUGCCCCAUUUCAGGGCCCUGGAUGAUUCCUACGACCACUAUUUCAAGUUAUAUCCAGGAUCGAGUUCCACGAAGGCCAAGCUAGACGGGAGACUUUCCAAACUGAGGGAACUAUACAAGCUGGCAAAAGUUCUUUUUGACUAUGUCACACCCCAGGAAUAUGGCAUCACAGACACCGAAAAGCUAGAGAUCGGCUUAUUAACGUCUUUGCCUCUUCUUCAAGAGAUUGUGAGAGAUCUUGAAGAGGUCCAAGCCUCACAAGAUGCCAAGUCUUUCUUUUACUUCACAAAGGAGUCCCACAUUUACACUCUUCUCAACUGCAUUCUGGAGGGUGGGAUACAAACCAAAAUAGCAAGAACAGCUAUCCCUGAGUUGGACUACCUGUCUCAGAUCUGCUUUGAGCUUUAUGAGGCCAGGGACUGCGAAUCAUCAACGAAUUCCUACUCGAUUCGUAUUUCGAUCAGUCCCGGGUGUCAUGCUUUUGAUCCUCUGGAUGUUCAGCUUGACUCUAGACAUGCAAUUGGCUGUGCGCCGAGACGAAGUUUAACUGCUCAUCAGGAUUGGAAAGAGGUCAUUGAAACACUCAAGGCGAAAUUCGACACGUAA